GACCCUUUUACCCAUGCCUGCUGCUUCUCUGAACAAACCCGAGAGUGACUAUCAACAGCUAACUGCCAUGUCUGACUCCCAGGAACCAACCAUGUUGUCCAUCGACGCGAUCGAGGCCAUGGCUCCCAGCUUCGACGUCACCGUGGCCAUCAACGACGACCUGCUCGACGACGACGGCGUCGAGAUUGGCUCCAAUGCCACCACAACCGGGCUUCGCGAGCUCUUCCGGAAGAGCCUGCGCCUCAGCGAGCCCCUCGACCUCAACGCGACCUUCUUCGAGCUGGGCGGAGAUUCCCUCGCUGCCAUGCGCCUGGCCGCCAGCGCGCAGACGCUAGGGUUCGCGCUGCGAGUGGAGGAUAUAUUCAAGGUGGAGAAGAUUGGAAGCCUGCUGGCUCACGCCGACCACACAACCGCACCAGUGGCAGCGACAGUAGCUCCCUUUCAGCUCCUGGGCGACGCGGCAGACGAAGUCCUUGCUGAGGUCGCCGCGCGCUGCCAGAUCAAACAAGGCGAGAUCCAAGACGCUUACCCGGCCACCGCACUGCAGGAGGGCCAGAUAGCCAUCUCAAGCCGGCAGCAAGGUGCCUACACGGCGCAUCAUGUCUAUCGGUUGCCAGAAACGGUCACCCUGGGCCGGCUGCAGGCCGCGUGGCAGACCGUGGUCGACACCCUGCCCAUUCUGCGCACCCGAAUCGUGCAUUCCAAUGUAUACGGAGGAUGUCUCCAAGUCGCGGUCUCGCACGCGAUCCAAUGGCAGACUGGCUCGAGCGUAGACCAGUAUGUAGAACACGACCGGGACGCACCCUUCCUCUACGGCGUUCCUCUCGCUCGCUAUGCCGUGAUCGAGGAGCCCGCGGGCGACCGGUACUUUGUCUGGACGGUGCACCAUGCCAUGUACGACGGAUGGAGCAUGCCUCAGAUGAUCCAGAUGGUCGAACAGGCCUACCGGGGCCAGUCUGUAGUCGGUAGUCCCCCUUUCCAAGCCCUCAUCCACCAUAUCGAAGAGCAUCUGCCAUCGUCGGAACAGUAUUGGCGAGAGCAGCUCCGCGAUGCGCCGGCGGCCUCUUUCCCUGCCUCAUCUCCCUCACCACUAUCACGCCAAAAACACAUCCACCAGUUUGGCUUUGCUCGUCGCGCUGGGGAUUCGGUCACCCUCUCCACCAUGGUCCGAGCUGCCUGGGCGCUGCUAGUGGCGCGGUACUCGGACGGCGAUGUAGUGGAUGAUGUCGUGUUUGGAGCGACUUUGACCGGCCGGAACGUGUCUCUUCCUGGUGUGGACGUCAACACGGUGAUCGGGCCGACCAUCACCACAGUGCCCAUCCGCGUCCGCAUCGACCCGGGCCAAAGGGUGGUUGACUUCCUACAUGGAAUCCAGCAGCAGGCUGCCUCAAUGAUCCCGUUCGAGCACACUGGCCUGCAGAGCAUCCGCCGUCUGGGCCCGGCUGCGCAGGCGGCCUGUGAUUUCCGCACCCUGCUCAUCGUGCAGCCGAAGCAAGAGAGGGAGAGGUCGUCCAUUCUGCCUGCAGAGAGGAUCGAGUCGCGCAAUUUCUUCAACUACCCGCUCGUCCUGGAGUGCAAGCUGGACGGGCGGAGCAUCGAGUUCGUGGCCAGCUUCGACGACCGCGUACUUCCGCCAGUGCAGAUGCAACGCCUCUUGUAUCAGCUUGAGCAAGUGCUGCGGCAGCUCAAUGACCACGAGAAUAAUGAUCGACUCUCUGAAAUAGACAUGCUGACGGCGAGAGACCUGACGGAGAUUCGCGACUGGAACAAAGAGCACCACGAGCCGGUCCCUUUGUGCACCCACGACGAGCUCGCCAACCAGGUCCAGCUUCGACCUGAUGCCCCAGCGGUGCAUGCCCACGACGGACAGCUCACCUACCGAGAAUUGGACCAACGAUCCACGGAUUUGGCGCUGCAGUUGGUAGCCCGCGGAGUCAGCGGCCCUGACGCCAUGAUCCCCAUGUGCUUGCGGAAAUCGGUGCUGGCGCCGAUUGUCAAAUUUGCCAUCUGGAAGGCUGGCGGCGCGGUUGUGCCCUUGGAUCCUGCCCAUCCUCGCGCGCGACUGCACCGCAUUGUUGACGCGGUAAAGGCGCCUCUUGUCGUGACCACCACCGACCUGGAGAGCCUGUUUGCAGACGGUCCGGCGCCGACAAUGGCAGUGGACGUACCGCUGCCCUCUACUCCAGAUGCAUCUCUGCCCCUGGUGCAGCCGCACAACAUCGCAACGGUCAUGUUCACCUCGGGCACGACUGGGACUCCCAAGGGCAUUCUCAUCUCACACUCCAGCCUGUCCACCAGCAUCGCCACCCACGGGCCCGUUGUGGGAGGCACUCCCGAGACUCGAGUCUUUCAAUUCGCCUCGUACACCUUUGACGUCAGCUUCAUGGACACUGGGCUGGCCCUGUUCCGCGGAGGCUGCCUCUGCAUUCCGGCGGAGCAGGACCGCAUCAAUCGCCUCGCGGCGUCUAUCACCGAGCUCAACGCCAAUUUUGCAGACCUGACCCCGACGGUUGCCGCACUGAUUCGCCCGCAGGAUGCGCCGACGUUGAAGACGCUGGUGCUCGCGGGAGAAGCUCCGACUCCUGCGGUGGUCGACGCGUGGAAGGAUGCAGUCAACCUGCAGAACCUCUACGGUCCGACGGAAACUUCGGCGGCCGCAGUCAACACCACCCUGGGCAUCAAUUCCCGGCCUAGCAACAUCGGACGUGGCGUUGGCGGUACACUGUGGGUAGUCGAGCCGUCGGACCACCGCCGGCUGGCGCCUGUGGGCUGCAUCGGGGAGCUCUUUGUCGAAUCGCCGUUCCUGGCGCGCGAGUACCUGAAUAACCCGGAUCUGACGGCCUCUUCCUUUGUCGACGGCGCCUCAUGGCAAGAGACGCCGCGCCGCAUGUACAAGACGGGCGAUCUUGUCCGCUACUGCCCUAAUGGAACUCUCGAGUACGUGGCUCGCAAGGACUCCCAGGUCAAAUUCCACGGCCAGCGAGUCGAGCUGGGCGAGAUCGAGCACCAAGCCAAGCGGGCAGAUACACGCAUCGUCGAUGUGGCUGCCCAUGUUAUCAAGCCGACUGCAGAGAUCACCAGCGAGACACUGGCUCUGUUCUUCGCCACGGAAUCGGCCGCUGACCAGCCCGUCCGGCCGCUGGAGCUGGACGGCAACUCCCUCGAUCUCCAGACAGUGAUUGCAAAGCUUGCUAAUAGUCUCCCAUCUUACAUGGUGCCCUCGAUAUUCAUCCGCCUCAACGCUCUCCCCAAGAGUGCAUCUGGCAAAAUGGACAGGCGAAGACUCCAAGAGAUUGCCGGCAGUCUGACCCGCGACCAAGUGUCUGUGUACUCGCUGGCAGACGCCCAGAAAAGACGACCAGUGACGGCCGCUCAAAGGCAACUGCACCAGCUCUGGGCACAGAUCCUCAACCUCCCAGACGAGGCUGUUGGAGUCGAUGACAGCUUCAUGAGACUGGGGGGAGACUCCAUCGCCGCCAUGCGUCUUGUGGCUGCUGCCCAGGACGUUGGCUUCCGGCUUCGGGUCGCCGAAAUAUUCGCUUCGCCUGUUCUGUCGGAGAUGGCGGAGCUGAUGAAGCCUCUCCAGGUAGCGAAUGAUAAGCGAAUGGACCACCAGAGCCCCUUUGCUCUCCUGCCGCCUGAUAUGACUCGUUCGCAGCUCCUGCAGCUGGCAUCAGCGCAUGGGCUGCCCGCCGACUCGAUCGAGGAUGUGUAUCCCUGUACACCCCUGCAAGAGGGCCUGAUGGCCCUCACCCGUCGCCAUCCCGGAGCCUAUAUAUUCCGCAACGUUUUCAAACUGCCUGUAGACUUGGACAUUGAUCGUUUCCGUGCUGCAUGGCAGACAGUAGUCGACCACACCCCAAUCCUGCGCUCGCGCAUCAUCGAAGGCGAUAGCGGGACCCUCCAAGUGGUGUUGAGCAGGGAGACCAUUGACUGGGACUCCUCGAACAGUCUGGAUCAGUCACUGAAAACCGCAGCAAUCCCCAUCGACUACGGAAGCCGGUUGGCCAGGUACAACAUCACCACGGAGGCGGCGCAGACCUGGUUCGUGUGGACUGCACACCACGCCCUCUACGACGGUUGGAGCAUUCCAAUCAUCCUCGACGCCGUGGGGGCUGCGUACAAGGGGACCAAUCUGCCCACGGUUGCCCCCUUCUCCGGCUUCUUAAGAUAUCUUGGGCAGAUUGACCAGGCUGCCUGCGAUGACUUCUGGCGCUCUGAACUGGCGGGAGCCCCCCAGUCCAACUUCCCUUCGCCAUCCAUGCAAAGCAAGGCCAACCCAGACUACCAUACUCUGAGCCAGACUCUCUCCCUCGAGCGCAGCCAGUCCGACGUGACCACUUCUACGCUCGUUCGGGCGGCGUGGGCCAUCGUUCACGCAAGAUAUUCCGAGUCGUCCGAGAGCGUCUUCGGGGCUACCUUGAUGGGCCGCAAUGCUGCCAUUCCGGGCGUCGAGAAGAUGGUCGGGCCAACCGUUACCACUGUCCCUCUGCGGAUCUCGGUGGAUGCAGACCUUACGGUGGCACAGCUACUCUCGCGAAUCCAGGAGCAGGCAGCCCGCAUGAUCGACUUUGAGCACGCGGGCCUACAGAACAUCCGCCGGCUCAGCGAAGACGCGCAGCGAGCGUGCGACUUCCAGAGUCUCCUGGUCGUGCAGCCCGCCGAGAACCAGCGUGCCAGCCCCAUCGGCCUGCAGCAGACCUCGCGAGGCGGGGCGGGAUUCCACUCGUAUCCGCUCGUGCUCGAAUGCUGCGUGGCGGAGAAUCAUAUCGAGGUGAAUGUCGAUUUCGACGCGAAUGUGGUUCCCCGGGUCCAGCUGCAGCGAAUACUGGGCCAGCUCCACCACGUCCUCCAGCAACUGAGCACUUCUGCGGUUGGGGUGCUCGUCGGGGAUAUCGACGUCUGCAGCCCGUCAGAUCAGAUGGAGGUGCUCCGCUGGAGUGCAGAUCGUCUGCCUUCUCCUGUCGCGAGCUGCGUCCACGAGCUCGUGGGCCGACAGGUUCUCCUCCGUCCAGAAGCAGAGGCGGUCUCCGGCUGGGAUACCAGCUUUACGUAUCACCAGCUGGACGAGCUGUCAGAUUCCCUGGCCAGCCAUCUGAUUUCUCUGGGAGUCGGCCUUGAGGAUCCGGUGGCGGUUUGCUUUGAAAAGUCCGCGUGGACUGUCGUCAGCAUGCUGGCCAUUCUGAAAGCAGGCGGAGUCUGUCUGGCCCUGGAUCCCUCCCACCCCCCUCGUCGCCUGCAAACAACCGUGCAGACUGCGCGUGCCACGCUCGUGCUGGCCAGCGAGGGUCGCGCGCUGCGUGUGGCUCAGGAAGCCAUUCACCACCUUCCCAUUCUGGCUGUCGGAGCAUCCUUCGUGAACCGGCUCUCCUCCAAGCAGCCCGAGACUGCGGCCCAUAUCCAGCCAUUCAAUGCUGCAUUCCUCAUCUACACCUCCGGCAGCACCGGGACGCCCAAAGGAGUUGUCCUCGAACAUUCCGCCGUCUGCACCAGCACCAUUGCGCAGGGCAAGGUCCUCCAGACGGGCCCGAAUUCGCGCGUCCGAGUCCUACAGUUUGCAUCGUACACGUUCGAUGCUUCCAUCCUGGAGAUUCUGACGACGCUGCUGGUCGGUGGGUGUGUCUGUGUCCCCAACGAGGAGACUCGACUUCACUCCAUCUCCCGCUUUAUCGAGGAGUACCAAGCAAACUGGGCUCUGCUGACCCCCUCUGUUGCUCGCACAAUUGACCCCGCGAGUGUUCCCAGCUUGAAGACCUUGGUGCUGGGAGGAGAGGCCAUGACCGAUGCUCAUAUCGCUACGUGGUCCAAGAGCGUCACCCUGAUCAACGCCUACGGUCCCAGCGAGACCGCCGUCAUUGCUGCAGUGAAUCAUACGGUCACCAGUGCUUCCAACAUUGGCAAGGCGUCUGGUGGUCUGGGCUGGAUCGUGCACCCCCAGAGUCACAGCCAGUUGGUUCCAAUUGGUGCCGUUGGCGAGCUCGUGAUUCAGGGUCCCUCUGUCGCCAGGGGAUACUUAAAAGAGCCCGAAAAGACCGCAGCCUCGUUCGUGCUGGCGCCUGAAUGGUCCUCGUCGAGCGGUAGUCGUGUCUAUAAGACCGGCGAUCUGGUCCGGUAUACGCCCGAUGGGUCCUUCGCCUUCAUCGGCCGCAAGGACACCCAGGUCAAGCUGCAAGGUCAACGCAUGGAACUCAGUGAGGUCGAGCAUCAUCUCUUGCAGGAUGACCGGGUUCUCCAUGCCGCUGUUCUUCUGCACAGCCCAGCAGAAGGUAAAGGGCGAUUGACGGCGAUCUUGACACUGCGAGGGCUCAGCAGCGGGAAGAGCGCCGCUCAUCAGCUCCAAGUUAUCCCCGAUGCCCACCGCAAGGAGGCGUCGACGGCAGUUGCUUCCAUAUCCCUCGCGGUCGCCGAGCGUGUCCCCCGGUACAUGGUGCCCAGCGACUGGAUGGUGAUCGAAGCAAUGCCAUUCAGCAAGUCCGGCAAGCUGGAUCGAAGCGCCCUCGCUCGCUGGCUCAAGUCCC
Molecule: messenger RNA, 6518 nt
Organism: Aspergillus versicolor CBS 583.65
Lineage: Eukaryota; Fungi; Ascomycota; Eurotiomycetes; Eurotiales; Aspergillaceae
Exons: 2
Biological process (GO): secondary metabolite biosynthetic process; amino acid activation for nonribosomal peptide biosynthetic process
Cellular component (GO): cytoplasm
Molecular function (GO): phosphopantetheine binding; catalytic activity
Source: RefSeq, a predicted model, not a curated record